This is a messenger RNA of Lymnaea stagnalis (great pond snail), 6671 nucleotides long. Lineage: Eukaryota; Metazoa; Mollusca; Gastropoda; Lymnaeidae. The record is from the annotation of a GenBank genome assembly.
UGCCGCGCCACCUCUACACCUCACUCGUCUGACGUGAUAUUUGAAAUACGCUUGACGUUGUUUUUACAGCAAAACUAACAUCUAUUUUCACAUACGUAAUAGAUAUGGUAAGUAAAUUAAAGUGGAUUAACAAUUUAUAUAGUUUCUCAUAGUAUUUUUUGGGGGGUGGGGGGGGGGGGGCUUCGGUUUUUUAAGGGGGUCCAACGUUGUGAUGUGGGACAAUCAUACAUUAAACAAUGGGAGUCGCUUAGUCAAUUAUUUUGUCACGUGAUGUGAGUAAAAACGAGUAAGAUUUCCGGUAUACUGUAUACAACACACUAGGGCUUGACAACAGUAGCCCACUACACACUACAACUACAAUACAUUUCGUCCAAUGAAAAUUAACAAUAAAAUAAACAAAGGGGAAUGACUCCUGCAUCAAUAUUGAAUAAAAACGUAAAUGACGUCAUGAGCACGCACGUAGCUCAACAACAGCCUGCCGAUGAUAGUAUUGAUAGUUCCCAUCGAAUAUCGCUCACAAAUUUUUCUUGAAAUAACUAUCUUCCUUUAAUCAUAACUGACGUAUAUUUAUUGUCACAUUUAUGUAUUUCAUUUAAGAAACGCGUGUAUUCCAGAAUAUUUCGAAAGGUAAAAUUUUCAAGUAACAUAACAUUGGGGAGGCACUGAUGAAGUAUCUUUUGUUGUGUGUAGCAGCCUAGUGAUGGCUUACUCACAUCACGUGACCAAACAAGGAAGUGACUAAGUGACUGCCAUUAACUAUGCACCAUUGGCGUAGCUAGAGGGUGCGGUGUGUGGACUGCACCGGGUUACAUCAUCUCAGGGGUGGGGGCUGACACCGAAUUGAAAAAAAAACUACAUAUUUACAGAGCAUACACUGCCUGGUCUAAUCCUAGUUUUAUAAAAGAAUAACCCAUCGCAGUUCAUCACACGUAAAUGUGUGUACACAUGUAACCAAUCCAAAUGCCUGCUUCAUUAAAAGUUCAAGGUUGGUGCGUCAGAAAUGAGGUUACCCUAUAAUAAGGUCAGAAAAACACCGUUUUGACCAUGAUUCAACGCCCAUUGAAAUGUUCUGUAACAUUUAUUAUAUUUAAAAUUAUAUUUAGGGUUAUUAUAAAAUCGAAUCCGUUUAAAAGUUAAGGAUUAUUUGUCACGGGGCCGCUAAAAGGCACGGUAACCCUAGGCACAUAUUUAAUUUGCCUUUAGGUUAAUCCAUCACUGUUUGGGUUCGAUCUCAUACCCCCACAACAGUCAUUGAAAGUCUAUGCCUUCUCUGAUCUAAAAGCUACCACUCUCUCUCUUACCUCUUGAAAUGACACAUGACACCUCAUCGGGGUGCAAGCUUCUCAGGUUGGGAAGCCCUGCUGUAAAGUAUAAUUCUAUUAAUAUCACCAUGACUACAACUCAUGUUGGUUGAUUUUGUUUUAUCAGCGUAAUCUUUUGUAUUGGUCUUUCCACUGACAUUAUAUGUCCCACUGACAUUAUAUGUCCCACUGACAUUAUAUGUCCCACUGACAUUAUAUGUCCCACUGACAUUAAAUGUCCCACUGACAUUAUAUGUCCCACUGACAUUAUAUGUCCCACUGACAUUAUAUGUCCCACUGACAUUAUAUGUCCCACUGACAUUAUAUGUCCCACUGACAUUAUAUGUCCCACUGACAUUAUAUGUGCCACAACGCAUUUUGGCCAGCGGUAAAUAUAAAAGGAACUAAAAGCUUAAGAUGGCACAAAGCGAAGUUUUCAAUUUUAAAGACAAAACAAAGGAAUUAAGAUUGCAGCCUGAACCCAGAUGGCGUCCUGUUUACAGCAGAACCCGAUCACGUCGACCGCCUCGGGGUUUGACAAAACAAAGCUUCGAGAUAACCGAUGAUCGAGAUAACCGAAAACCAAUAUGGUGGCAAUAUAUUAACGUGUGUUUAAAAUUUCUUUAUGUACACGAUGUGCGUUUAUAAAUGACAUGUACAUGAACGUGUUUUGGAGUUGUUUUUUUUAUACAACAGCGUUACCGUGAUUUGUUUGAUGAAGCGAUCGGCAUGCUGUAAAAAUGUACACACGUUUGCUAACAACACAAGGCGUAUGUGGGGAGUCACUUUUCCGGAUUAUCCCGGAAUUCUGGAUUCGUGAGGCUCCGGAUUCUCGAAUUUUUGUUUUCUCUCGCUCUGGAUUGGCCAGUUCACUUGAUUCAAAUAUCGGAUUCUGUUGUUUUUUAACAAUAAACUUGUAGGAAUGCGUGAAAGCCUGUUAACGACAAGCGGGUUCGCUAUAAAUAGAACGUUACUUUGGAGAUGGUGUCGGUGGGUCGUCGAGUUCGCACUCAUAAUACCCCCCCCGGCACUCCCCCAAACGGGCCAAGGCCCCCCCCCCCGAAGCCCCAGACCGUGCGGAAGCGCGCCGGGAACUUCCCUUACUGGCCUAAGGGACGUCCGGCAGACCGAGGGCGCUGCGUUUAAAGCGUCCGUAGUCCACUCUCCUAUGGGUCAGGACGGCUUUACUUCCUCUCCGGAGAGGUGGUGAUGCGUCACCACUCCCCACCGCCCAGGGAGCUGUCCGGUCGGGACGUACCUAUAAAUAGAACAGGCACUACGGGCUCUCUCAUUUGUUUGCAAGCCUCUCGUCCCUCGCUUCUUGCCGUGUCAAGUUAAGUGCACGGACAACGAUAAUGUCAUUUCAUUUCAAUUACUAAAAUUUGAAGUAGGCACGUUUCUGUUGUAUAUAAUUUUCAAAAGCCGGCGAUUGGUCAUGGGGAUCGAGAUAACCGAGGUUAAGUGGCACAUUUGGCGGCCGUUUGUGCUAGAGAUAUCACGGUUCUGUGACAUAUAAAAAUCGACAUACCCGAGGAGAAAAUGCUAAUACAAAGAGAGAAUUUGGCGAUCCACUUCCAAAACGUCGACAUAACCGGGUUGGUAGUUAACCGAGCUCGAGAUAAGUGGGUUCGACUGUAUUUAUAUUGCCGUAUAUUUCUUAAUUAUUUUAAAAUAAUUAAUAUAAUAUUUCUAAAAUAUAUGGGAUAUCAGAUUUGAACAGAUCUCUGAUAUGAAAUAUAUACUAACAAUGAUGACUUAUUUAUAAUUCUACUUCAUUAGUUUUGUUUGGAAAAUAUCUGAACGUUAAGAAUGGGCUUCCAGGAAGGGUUCAAGAAAUCUGACGUAGUGACCAAAGUCUGUUUUUAUUUUGUGUUGGCAGCCUCGUUUUGCAAGUAGGUAUCUGAUGGGUGUUAAUUAUUUUAAUAAUACAUUUGCUGUAAAUGUAGGUAAUAGAGUUGUACUUUCUUACAAUCCUCCAAAGUUCGCAUUAGUCAUUCGAUUGUUUUCAUUAGCAAAUCCAGAGACAGAAAAAAACGAGAGGGGUCCAUCCGAUCUUCAUAUAUAAGCUAAUCUUCAGGGGCAAUGUCAGGGUUGUUUUAAGACUUGUGGGAUUCCACACAAGCAUGAUUAUUGUUAAGUCUGAAAGAAUUGGAGAUUCACGAGUAACUUUGUCAGGAUCAACUCAGUUUUAAUUAGAUUGAAUCUAUUUUAAUAGUUCUAUAUUUCUCGCAGGACAAUGCACACUAAGAGGUUAGCUAGAAACCUAGAUUCUCAGUCCAGAGAUGUAGCUAAGAACUAUCCAAAGCCAAUGUCAUUUACAUGGCCAUGAGCGAUCUUAUGUAUGACAAGUGGAUGACUUAAACAAAUCGUGUGUAUGAAAACUGUACGACUUCAACAACUGAGCAUAUCAAAAUUCAUAAAUAAACAUUUUCAGGCUUAGCAAAUGCAGAAAGCUGAACAUCAUGAACAAAAAAAACUCAAUAGCAAAACAAUAAAACUGUAAAAUUUACUAGCGAAAACAACACUAACCCCUCCAAGCAGAGAAAACAUGUGUGUGUUGUAUGAACAAAAACAACAACAACAAAAAACAACAACAAAAAAACAACCUACCUAAAAAUAAAAAUUGAACAACUAAAUUGAACAUUGAAGAAUCUAUAUUUUCAAUGAAACAACAAAUGGUUAAACAAACCAUUAUAUAGGCCACCGAUAAGUUUAAACAGGUAAAUUAACUUGUGCAUUAGGCGAAGUGUGAAUGAGCUGCUCUGCUUAGAGUGUAUCAGUUCUGAUUAUGGUCCUAUACAAACUUGUUUGCUGAAUGUGUAAAGAACAUUCGUCACUAAACAUCAAGCUCAAUAUGUGUAGAACAUUUGUCACUAAACAUCAAGAUGAAUAUGUAUAGAACAUUUGUCACUAAACAUCAAGAUGAAUAUGUAUAGAACAUUCGUCACUAAACAUCAAGCUGAUUAUGUAUAGAACAUUCGUCACUAAACAUCAUGCUCAAUAUGUAUAGAACAUUCGUCACUAAACGUCAAGCUGAUUAUGUAUAGAAUAUUCGUCACUAAACAUCAUGCUCAAUAUGUGUAGAAGAUUUGUCACUAAACAUCAAGCUGAUUAUGUAUAGAACAUUCGUCACUAAACAUCAUGCUCAAUAUGUAUAGAACAUUCGUCACUAAACAUCAAGCUGAUUAUGUAUAGAACAUUCGUCACUAAACAUCAUGCUCAAUAUGUGUAGAACAUUUGUCACUAAACAUCAAGAUGAAUAUGUAUAGAACAUUCGUCACUAAACAUCAAGCUGAUUAUGUAUAGAACAUUCGUCACUAAACAUCAAGAUGAAUAUGUAUAGAACAUUCGUCACUAAACAUCAAGCUGAUUAUGUAUAGAACAUUCGUCACUAAACAUCAUGCUCAAUAUGUCCAGAACUUUCGUCACUAAACAUCAAGCUGAUUAUGUAUAGAACAUUCGUCACUAAACAUCAUGCUCAAUAUGUAUAGAACAUUGGUCACUAAACAUCAUCUUGUGCAUACCUCACAGCUGGAUUGCAUUUUGCACAACAUCCUGGAUCAUACGGCCAGAUUCUCAUGUUGGAUUGUGGAGGUCCUGUGGUGGAUAUGGAUCCAUUGAAGGAUGCAGACCUCUGGAUGGGGCACCAUCACGUAAGUUCAGCGGGUGAUUCACGUCAGCGGUUCCCAUGACAUGGAUAUCAGGAUCCUUGUCAAGUCAUUUGUAUCAAUUAUUCGGAUUAUGAUUUCUAUAUUAGCCUGAAAUCGUUCAGUUCAUCCUCAGGUUGUAUUGUAUCUUCUGGACAGGAUUAUGCUACAACGAUCUGGUGUUUAAAAAAAAAAAUGUUUUAAUUUCAUCGUUUGAAUAUCGGCUUUAGUGUAUUGUAUUUAUUUAAAUCACGUUGGUUAGUUGUUAAAGGGAUACAACCUUGAAAAUGUUAGAUUAUUUAAUUAUCACAAGACUUAACCCUCUUUGAUGCUCUGAAACCAUUAAAAUGUAAAUAACCCGGGGAUCUUAAAAUUCUUGGCAGAAAUCCCCAGAGGUGGCAGCUGUAUACAACUUUGUUUAAUAUUUUAGUUUCAUUAUCCCCCGACUUAAGCACUGUUCUCUAUUUGCUUGUACCUUGUGUUGUUGCCCUUGAUUUUUGGCUCCAUAAUUUAUUUCGCCUUUGCCUCCCUUGGACGUGCUCCCUCAUCAUGUUGAACCUUCCUGUUCCAGAUGUCUUCGCAGGGACCCAAGCGUUAGGAAUAAUUGGUUUCAUGGGAAUGAACAUAGGAUUCUUGCUACUGCUUCUCUUCAUGUUCUCCAGUAAAUACUCGGGCAGCUCUGAGACGAAGAAACUCGCUGGAUUUUGCUUGAUUCUUUCUGGUAAACAAAAAAACAAACAAACAAAACAACGACCAACAAAGUUAUUGCUAUGAAAUUAAUUAAACCUAUCAUUAUACAUUUUUCAUUAUUGUGGUCAUUAAUAUAUUGGGUACAUUUUGUUCCCGACCAGUGUUUUGUUUUAACAGUACAUUUUUCUGUCAUUAUUGCUUCGUACUUUGAAGAAUGAACGCUUCUAUUUUAAUUUAAAUGUGAGUUCAUUGAAGUUCAUAAAAAUAUGUGUCAGAUAUCUGUUGUACACUAGCUGAACAACUAUGGUCUCGAGGGUGUGGCAAUUCUUAGACAUAGUUAGACGACUUUGGGAGGAAUGAACACUUGAUGUAAGAGACAAACUAAGUAAAUAGGGGUCUGAUUGGUCUGUUCAUUGUUCAGACCAGCCUUGUAUGUGAUCAAUACCUUGAUUUUUUCAUCGUAGAGACCAGCCUUGUAUUCUAUCAAUACCAGGGUUUGUUCAUUGUACAGAUCAGCUUUGGAUGCUAUCAAUACCUGGGGUUUUGUUCAUUGUUCACAAAAUCCUUGUAUGCUAUCAGUACCUUGAUUUGUUCACAGUACAGACCAGCCUUGUAUUCUACUAAUACCUUAGUUUGUUCAUUGUUCAUUGUUCAUACCAGCCUUUUAUUCUAUUAAUACCUGGAUUUGUUCAUCGUAUAGACCAGUCUUGUAUUUUAUCAAUACCUGAUUUUGUUCAUUGUUCAUACCAGCCUUGUAUGCUAUCAAUACCUGGAUUUGAUCAUUGUGCAGACAAGCCUUGUAAUACCUGCUAUGUUUUGUCUCAUCCCCAGCUCUGUCAUGGACACUGACCAUCGUCGUCUUCAUUUGCUACUUUAAAGUUGAAUACUCUCACGUCAGCCUCGGCUUCUCGUUCGGCCUGGCUUUCUGCGCUCUCAUCUUGGGCUUCUGCGCUGGCAUCAUGGUGCUCUUUGCUGGCAGGGGCGGCGCUGUUAAUCCGACUUAAUUGGGUCGUUAAUGGUGUCAGUGGACAGG